Orbicella faveolata is the source of this 6044-nucleotide messenger RNA. RefSeq lists its product as uncharacterized. NCBI's taxonomy places the organism in Eukaryota, Metazoa, Cnidaria, Anthozoa, Scleractinia, Merulinidae. The record is from RefSeq and is a predicted model, not a curated record.
CAUCAUCAUCAUCAUCAUCAUCAUCAUCAUGAUCAAACCUUAUUGCCCCCAGUGGGGCAUGGGGCCGCAAAUCGUCGGCAAGUCUAAAGUGGUCUUGUUUUAUCUCGAGUCGCGCCAUUUUGGAGAGUGAACAUCAAGCUUUUAACACGAUAGCUCCGGAGGGACAAUGGAUUUGAGCGUUAACAGUUUGUAAGGAACCUCUGAAAGAUGCCAGAAUCGUGCUGAACGUUCUCGUCACCAGAGCUGCGCGAUUCCUUCAGUCGGCGUCUAGGCACUUAGUCUGGGGAGAAGAAUGGACAUUCUUUCUAUUCUGAGUUGUUCACGCCAUCAUCUAAAACAAAACCUUAUUUGAAGUCGUUUUUAAUUACCGUUCGUGUUUCGUGUGUCUCAGGUUUCUUCCCUUGCUUUCUCAAAAAUGAAUUCAUGCUCGCAAUGUGUUGGUUAUUCCAUGAGGUUCGUUUUUGAAUUUCCUUGAAUUGUCAUGCGAACGUAUGGGAGCCAGUCUUCAAGCUAGUCAGAGCUGUCUUUGUUACUCAAGGCCAAAGUAACCUUAGAAACGAUUACAGCGGUUUUCUGAUGACUGUUGUGAUAUCGGUUAAGGCAAUGACACCUUACCAAUCAAAGCAAAUGCAAAUAACAAUAAACCAAUGAGAACUCGAGGCCAUAACAUGUAAAGAGUGCCUUGCGCGGGAAAACGUGCAACCGGUGCCUAGCGCGGGAAAACGCGCGGAUGUGUUUGGUUUUGUUCCCGAUUGGCAUGGUUAAGAAAACGAAGUUUGUUUUGAUAGGUUGAAGUCUGUUGCACUACACGUUUUGGACUAGUUUUGACAAUGGAUGAAAACCGCUGGGUUGUAUACAUGUUGUCAUACUUAGACGUCAUAUUGAUGGACAAUCUGCUCUCAGUUUUUUCCAAAUAAGUGUUUACGUUUCUUUUUUUCUCAAGACUCCUGUCAACUAGAAAUAAGUGUAAGUUUAAGAAAAAAUAAAAUUAUAUGGCUAAAGAAACACGGAGAUAUUUUAUUGCGUUGCAUUUCUGUGCAAUAACCUAUUACGUUGUUUUCAGCGAGUAUUUUUAAAUUAUUGUAUUAAGUUAACACCAAGAGGACAUUCCUUCACUGGCAUUUGCUAGCGUUAGAUUCUAAUAUCUACCGUCAUAUAUUCUCGAAAGAAUCCUUUCUAGUACAUCCAUGGUUUCGUUAUUUGCACACGAAGCUCUCAUUGUGUCGCUAAUAGCGACACUCGUUUCACUGGCUGGUUAGAGGUGCUAGGUAGACUCUUAUUUCAAAGGCGGAAUCAACCGAUUGCAAUUAUUUUACAAUAGUGUGAAUGCGGACAGAGAGGACUCUUCACAUAAAGGCAUUGUGUCCUGCAAUUGAAUGUUUCUCUUGUUUGAAGUCACCUUUGCCACCUGCCGUUUACAGAUAAAUAAUUUAUGGUAGCCAAGUUGCUCUAAUUCCGCCGAAAAUGUCGCUGCUAAGUUAGGAAAGCGUAGCUUAUGGACCUUCCUUAACCUGUAAAUACCUUUCAGUACCUUUCGCAGUGUUUCGUCAAUAAAUACAAAUUCCAGUCGUUCGUCCUCAGAGCCUCGAAACCCGGCGUGCACAUGCUUACUUGUAAGUUUUGAAAACAAGAUUAAGGAGGAUUAUGUUGUGAAACACUUCAAAGAAAACCACCGAAACUUUUUCGCGCUUGCUCCUUUGUCAACGUUCUUGAAGUACGGUGACAAUUUUAAAAAUUGCCAAUUUAUUUUUAAAAGCGCUCACGAGCAAAUCUUCCUUUGUUUUCUCUUCCUAUCAAGUAAUGCACCAAUCAAUAAAUGAAACACACCACUUGAGGAUCAUUGGUUUCAAGUGAAGUUUGGGAAAACAAAGCGUCCAGAUAUCUUGGUGUCGAAACUAAUUUUGUGCCGUUUUUAAUCUUGUGUAAUGACGUUUGACUUGCAUGACAGUUAAUUCCUGGAAAUUAAUAAUUUAAGAUCUUUGUGGUAUAAUUCAAACAGAAUAACUUUAAAUGUCUUUCGUCAGCAAGAAGAUUGCCUUGCACUGUCAGAACUCAAAUUUUCGCCUAGAAAAGAGAUACGCUUCUUCACGGCUGCUGGUUAAAUUGAUUUCUUUGAAGCUGUUAAUGUUUUGUCUUGUUAAGUGAAUAAUUCACUGGCUAACAUUGUAAGUAGCUGAAAUCUUCAGAAAGAAUCUAUAAAUGACAUCGAAUAUUUCAGCGAAUUUCACCAACACUUCAGAAGUACUCGAACACCCAACACUUUCAGCCAGAAUUGUCAGUGGACUUACUCUCGCUGUAAUCGGCCUGACUGGUGGAUUUGGCAACUCGAGGGUCCUUUUUACUUUCGUCAAGAUGCCAACCUUGUUUAGCAAGACCACAAGACUUAUUUUGAUGGCCCUGGCCUCCGUUGAUCUAACUGGAUAUCUUGUAAAUAUUCCUCUGGCGUUUGCCUCACUAGUAAUUCGUGCUAAUCCCGAUAAACUCUACACCGCAUCGCUUGCGCGUAUCAUGGUGACAUACUGUCUGCUGUGAUGCAGCUAUUUCUGUUUUGUCUUAAUCGGCUGUGACAUGAAUGAUACUUUUAGAAAGAUGACAAGGCGUGGAACGCUUCUUACAGUGCGGCGAAUUCAAGCUGCGUUGGUCCUCUUGUUAGUUUCGACGUUGGGCGUUGGCAUUUUUGUUCACUCUUUGCGCGAGAAAGAUCCGUUUGUCCUUCAAGCGCGACAGUCAUCGGGCGCAAAAUACAAUUUUGGGGUCAUCCUGAAAAUAGCAGUUUUUGUCGCCGGGAUGCUGUCGUUUUUGUCCAUUGUACACUCGUUUCAACGCUUACAAGCCAUUCUUAAGCGGCAUAACAGAGUAAUGAGCGAGCUUCAUGGUUUAAAUCGGCGAUCAGAUAAAACAGAAGAAAUGUUCGCGUGUUUCAUUGUAGGGUACAUUCCACUGUUUGCGGUGAAUAUUCUGCAACAUCAGGGAAAAUUGCAUUCAAUGGAUCCUAUUGCUGUGACCAAAGCGAUAUUUUUAAUGACCUAUGCGACAAAUUUUUUAGUUUACGGGCGAAAUUUACGAGUUUUCUUUCGAACAUUUUGCUCUGUUUGUUGUCCUUGUCUGAGACAGGAGUCUCACUCGAGGGGUCCCUCGAGAGUCAUUGACCUUAAAAAUUUAAAACGUACAAACUGCGAGAUGGUAUGUCCUUGCCAGAAUCAGCUUCAGGUGGAAAAGAAAAACAAACAAAAGAAAAACGGAACCGCAUGGACACAAGAAAAUAUUUAAGUUGCAUCGCUUUAUCUCUCUUGGUCUUAGCACAAUAAGUAUCGACAUAAGUGGCUUCAGGGUUAGUUUGCAAGGUGCUAACAAUACAUCGCGUUACAUAGCAACCCACUGACCAAAAAAAAAGUCGACUGUGGGCCCAGUCAGUUCCUGUAUGUCUUCGUAGCGGUCAAAUGCAAAAAUGCAACACCACUUCCGGAUUUCGUGGCCUCAAAGUUUGGAAGAGACUUUUGUUAGAAAACGUUCUAGCAGCGGUAAAUCCAAUUGCAGUUCACAAUAAUUACAUUCUUUAAGCAUAUGCGGCGUACUAUACUAAGGUAAACUUUCCAGCAGCAGUCUUCACUUUAGGCUUGAAGGAUUUCGAAAAUUUGAAAUGUUAAAGGACGGAAGGCGAGAACGAUGUGGUAAAUGCGCACGCGCAAUGCAUUUGAGCGCUGUGGACUGCGUGUCCAUAUUCUAUUGCCGUAAGUACGCGUGCAAACAAAUGUUUUAGCGAUCGGGAACUGGGCCAAUAGUAAGCAACAGAAAGCGCGCGAAACAGAACGUUAAAUCAAACACCGAGGGAAAUUUGAAAACCUGUUACCUGUCAAUAGUCCAUACUCCAUUAGUUUUAUUCGAAUGUUACGUCGACUUAAAUGCUGACGUUUUCGCACGUAAUAAACGAAUCCAAGGCAACAAGAAGUUUGUUCAUUUUGGAAACUUGUUGACACGGUUUGUGCGCGUUGCAAACAGCAGUUGUACAACACAUAUUUCUGAGGUUAUUUUUAUACAUUGUUAUCAGAGUUUGACUACGCAAGAUGUGCGGGUCGCUACUGUCAAAGUUUAAAUCUGCAAACAAGAUCGAUCCAGCAAUGAUGAUUUUUACGGAGCCGCGACAAGCCGCGAGUAAAAUGGAGCUUGCCAACCAAGACGCGGCAUGUUUUCAGGACCGAGAGUUCUGGAAAGACGAAGAACAACAGGGUGAAUCCAGUGUCCAUUCUUUGGCGGCAGUCCGGAGCAAAAGUUCACUCAGCGAGGACAGUUCAAGCCAGUCUGAUGAUUCCUCGCAAGAGGAAAUAGAAGCUGCCAUGCGCGCAUUGGCCAACGAAAGAGUCAGUGCGCCACCCGUGCGAAGCAAUAGGAAUAACAGGCUUCGCGCUGCAGACCGUAAUCGGCAACUAGUGGAUACUGCGUUUGAAAUCCUCGCAUUCCAAGCUUAUGGCAAUUCUUCAAGUUCCAAUACUGUCCGCGCUGUUCAGCCACUCAGCUCAACUGACUCCACAAAGGUGCAAACCGCAGUCGCUUUCGACAUUCCUGUUGGAGAGAAGAAGACGGUCUACCCACCUGCUAGAGUUCCUCGACGGUUUAGAAAGCGGAAGGUGGCGCCUGAACACACUUUGGAGGAUAUGAAAGAGAAAAUGCGCGCUGCUGAGGAGAGGAAACUAAAGGAAUUACAGCGCAUCCGAGAGUGCGCGCGCAGCAGGGCUGGAGUUAGUCGACCACACCCCGCGGAGACGUCCGCCCAAGCUACUGCAGCCAAAAUUGCAGCUAAGCAGGCGGCAGCCGACAGCAAGCGGAAUGAGGAGAUGGAGAAGAAGAAACAAGCAGGGAACAGAGCGUCACGGAAUAGAAGCAGGAUUGCCGCGGCUCAAGCCUUUGCUAAGACGCAACUUCAGUCCUCUACUAAACGGAAGGUGGACGAGACCGAGAAAAGAAAGCAGGAACGUCAGCAGAAGAUUGACAAACAGAAUAAACUGCGAGGAAAAUACGCCAAGAAAAUCAAAGACAGAGUAAGAUUUCUUCAAUGUUACUUUUUAGUCAGGAAUUGUCCAAAUAGCUAAUCUGCGAAUAUUUUGUUUUAGAUCCGUUAUGAUGUGUGACUCAGGAAUAAAAUGUGAAUGUUAACUUACAAUUUAGAUGUCUAUUUUUCAACCCGACCAUCUAUUUCAAACUGAAACGUCAAGGUACUUUUCUUGAAAUGUUUUCUUUCAAUUUGUAGAUGGCACGAAGGCUAAAAGAGGAGGAAGACGAAAUCCGCGCUGAUCUUCAAGAAUUAGAAACCUACCACGCGUCAGACGACAGCGAUAGCGAGUCCUGGGGAGACAAGCAAGAGAAGGCUGUCGUGUACGAGUGGGAGGAUUUCUUCACUGAUUAGAGUGUUCCAGUGGCGGAUCCAGGGGGCGCAAAACGUUUCUCAACCCCUCUCCCACCCCUAUCACCCUAUACCCCAUAUUACCCUCCCCAUUAAACACCUCUGGAUCCGUCACUGCAUUUCUGUUUCUUCCGACUCGUCAACUGAAAUGACGUUUGAAACAUUGUUUCAUUUGUAUUAUUCUCAAGGAUAUUUUGUAAUCAGAGAAAUUCAAAAAAAGGAGUUUCCACUUUCCUGUUUUGAUGGAGAUAUGAACUUAACUUUUCGCUCGUGUUUACUUGUCCGUUUGGCCUCUAUAAUGUUUUGCUUCACUGUAGACGGUGGCAAACAAUAACUGACACUCUCAUCGCAAAAACUGGCCAGAAAAUAUUGGAAAUCUCAUUGCUAAUCUUGACAUCAUCUUGUUUGUACCUUUGGGUUUACUAACUUUAAAGUUCAAGUCCCAUUGAAUAAAAAGAAAAAAUCAUCUCUUCUUGAGAUGUUCUAAAGGCUCACUCAGGUUUCACAGUCUGCACACAAUUUUAUCAUAGCUGGCAUAUACUCCAAUGUAAGUGAUUGUUCAUUGUAAGAAGUGGAAAUGUUUCUCGCGCCUCUCAAUCCGCGAUACGCCAUUUUCGAGUUGCCUUUUGCCUCUGUUUCAAUUCGA